Molecule: messenger RNA, 3867 nt
Organism: Synchiropus splendidus (mandarinfish)
Lineage: Eukaryota; Metazoa; Chordata; Actinopteri; Syngnathiformes; Callionymidae
Gene: usp4
Product: ubiquitin specific peptidase 4 (proto-oncogene)
Exons: 22
Coding region: 33-3029 (998 amino acids)
Biological process (GO): protein deubiquitination
Molecular function (GO): cysteine-type deubiquitinase activity
Source: RefSeq, a predicted model, not a curated record
GUGCGCGUUCACGAUACCGGCACACUCACUGCAUGAUGGCCGAAGGAGGCGGACCCGAGUCGGCUGGCGCGGCGGACUCGGAGCCGGUAGCCGGGCAAGCGAGCAGCACCAAGGUUCAGAAACAGACCAUCGGGUCGCUUUUGAAAACAGCACUCAAAAAUGGCGACGAAUGGUAUCUGAUUGACAGCCGCUGGUUUAAACAGUGGAAGAAGUAUGUGGGCUUUGACAGCUGGGACAUGUACAUGGUUGGAGAACAAAGCCUCUAUCCAGGGCCGAUUGACAACUCUGGGCUCUUUUCAGAUCAGGAGACCCAAACUUUGAAAGAGCACCUCAUUGAUGAGUUGGACUAUGUGCUUGUACCCACCGAUGCGUGGAACAAGCUCGUCAGCUGGUACAACUGCAUUGAAGGGCAGCGACCCAUUGUCAGGAAGGUUGUUGAACAUGGCAUGUUCGUCAAGCACUGUAAGGUGGAGGUCUAUCUGUUGGAGUUGAACCUGUGUGAGAACGAUAACAUGGAGAAUGUCAUCACACGACACUUCAGUAAAGCUGAUACCAUUGAUAUGAUAGAAAAAGAAACAAGGUUGCUGUUCAACAUUCCAGCUGACCAGGAAACCAGAUUAUGGAAUAAAUACAUGACAAACACCUACGAGCAGCUCAGUAAGCCAGACAGUACAGUUCAAGAUGCUGGGCUCUUCCAAGGCCAGGUACUUGUGAUUGAGAGGAAGAAUGAGGAUGGCACUUGGCCCAGACAAACAUCCCAUUCCAAAUCAGCCUCAGCUUCCUCCAGAAGUUUAACCACAGCUCCAAAGCUCUCCUCCAACUCAGCAGCAAGUAUCUCCUCAACUGUAACCAACGGAGACAACGGCUGUGGCCCUGGCUACUCUCUCAACAACAGCACUUCCUCUGGUAACAGCAGGUUAGGAAGCUACAACUCCUACAGUUCAUCCUACAACUACAGGGAGUCGAAUUCUCAGCCCGGCCUAUGUGGUCUCAGUAAUUUGGGCAACACAUGCUUCAUGAACUCUGCCCUCCAGUGCCUGAGCAACGCCUCCCCGCUCACAGACUACUUCCUCAAUGACCAGUAUGAGGCAGAGAUUAAUAGAGAAAACCCUCUGGGAAUGAGAGGCGAGAUUGCAGAGGCCUAUGCAGAUCUUGUGAAGCAGAUGUGGCUGAGCCGCAGCAGCUAUGUUGCCCCAAGAACUUUUAAGACCCAGGUGGGACGUUUUGCUCCCCAGUUUUCAGGAUACCAGCAGCAGGACUCCCAAGAGCUCUUGGCUUUCUUGCUAGACGGACUUCAUGAGGACCUGAAUCGAGUGAAGAAGAAGCCCUACUUGGUCCUGAGAGACGCGGAGGGCCGUCCAGAUGAGAUUGUCGCCAAGGAAGCUUGGACCAACCAUCGUUUGCGCAACGACUCCAUUAUAGUCGAUAUUUUCCAUGGCCUAUUCAAAUCCACUUUGGUGUGUCCAGAGUGCUUUAAGGUCUCAGUGACCUUUGAUCCAUUCUGCUACCUCACAUUGCCUCUGCCCAUGAAGAAAGAUCGCACGAUGGAGGUCUUUUUGGUGCGAGCCGACCCUCAGUCAAAACCCACACAGUAUCGGGUUGUAGUCAACAAACUGGGUACAGUGACGGACCUGUGCUGCGCCUUGUCGCGAUUUUGUGGAAUACCCCCUGAAAAUAUGGUGGUAGCUGAUGUUUAUAACCAUAGGUUCCAUAAACUUUACAAACGAGAUGACGCCUUGAACCAAAUUAUGGAGAAAGAUGACAUCUUUGUUUAUGAGGUUCAGGAGGAGGACAGUGAGAAGAUGAACUUGCCUGUCUACUUCAGAGAGCGACAUUCCAAACACACGGGAAGCUCCACUAGCACCAUGCUGUUUGGUCAGCCUUUACUCAUAACGGUGCCCAAGCAAAACCUCACUGCAGACGCUCUUUAUGAAAAGAUCCUUGAGAGAAUUGGGCGCUAUGUGAAACGCCCGCAGAGCGAAAGCAAAGCGUCUGCUUCAGCCUCGUCCGCCAGCUGCAGCCAGGCUGCCGAAUGUCCUGUGUCGUCCAACCACGAUGGCGCUGGCAGCCCUGUGUCUGAAGGGGCUUCAUGCAGUUCCAGCUGCAGCAACCUCAACUCACAGACAUGCAACGAAACAAAUGGGCUGUGUGAUGGUGAAGAGGAAGCAAUGGACCACCAAGUAAGUCCAAAUCCUGAUGAGGGCCAGUCUGAAGAAGAAGAUGAAGAGACGUCUGAGUUGGAAAAUGGCUCCAAAAGCAGCGCACCUAAGCCAAGCUCUUUACCAGACAAGCUCUUCUCCUUCAGCAUUGUCAACUCUUACGGAACAGCCAACAUCAGCCCGCUGCCUUGUGAUGGAAAUGUCCUCAAGCUUAAUCCACAUUCCACCGUGGCUAUCGAUUGGGACACGGAGUCGAAGAAGCUGUGUUAUAAUGAACAGGAAGCAGAGGCUUAUGACACGCACGACAGCAUGCACCAGUCCCAGAAAAAGAAGGGCACCGUGGCUUUGAGGGAAUGUAUCGAGCUUUUCACCACCAUGGAGACUCUUGGCGAAUAUGAUCCAUGGUAUUGUCCCACCUGUAAAAAACACCAGCAGGCAACGAAAAAGUUUGACUUGUGGUCGCUCCCUCGCAUUCUGGUCGUUCAUCUGAAGCGCUUCUCUUACAAUCGCUGCUGGCGAGACAAGCUGGACACAGUGGUGGACUUUCCCAUCAGGGAUCUGGACAUGUCGGAGUUUGUGUGCGACCCAAAGGCCGAGCCGUACAUCUACGACCUGGUCGCUGUGUCAAACCACUAUGGAGGAUUGGGAGGAGGUCACUACACGGCCUACGGCAAGAAUAAAGUGGACGGACAGUGGUACUACUUUGACGACAGCUGUGUCACGUCUUCGUCCGAGGACCAGAUUGUGACUAAAGCGGCCUACGUGCUGUUUUAUCAGCGCCAAGAGAAGAAAGAGUCCUCCAAACCUCAGCCGUCUGCCUCUUUGGGUGGAGAUCCAGAGGCAGCAGAGGACCACAUGGACACAAACUGAGGAGCAUUGAUGUGACACGCACUGAAGCGAAGUGGAGACAAAAAAUGUGACAGAAGACUGGAAUGAAAGCGACUAAACGGACUUCAUCCACAUUUUAUUUGACUGGCGUCUCCGACUUGGGAGUCUUCUUCCCUUCAGCGGGAGAUCCUGGCGUGGAACAAAAUGUUCUAGAUUUUCUCACUGGAUGCACAGAAUGUUAGCCAUUCACACAAACAUGUACAUAAAUAUUUCUUUUGGCCACUAAGAAAAAAACAAGUCUUUCUUUUUUAAAAAAAAAAAAAAAAAAGCCAAAUGCACAUCAUGUUCAACCAAAGUGUUCGGAGUUAUUUAUGGUGGUCAAAUGUACAAACUUUAAAAGAGUAGGAUACUAUGUGCCUAGAUGAAUCGAUAAGAAUCUGUUCUGAGAGAUCCAAACCUGAAACGGAAUCAUGAAUAAAUAAAGAUAACUCUGGGACCUAAUCUAUCCUGUGUUCAGUGACUCGAUGUGCCACUGUACACGCGAGUGAAGCCUCCUCACCCCUGUGCAGCUCUACAUUAAAUGUAGGCAGCGCCCUCUGAGCUAACUGCUCUCCCUGAGCUCAGAUGGCGAGACAUCUUUUUGUAAUCGUGGCCUUCAAAUUCCUGCCACCUGACGUCACCUGGAUGCGCAUAGAUUUCUCCGUGAAUUUACAAUCUUUCUUCGUCGAGGUGUUUCAGAGUGGGAGGGUUGCGCUCACUUUUCGAUCAUUACAGUGUGUUGUGUCUGCUUGUAUGGACGCCUGGCUAUCCUGCAACAGCUUGUCCUUAUUAGUCUUGUUGAUGCUGCUCUGUAACAACACGGCCAGUGAAGAAAAUAAAC